Messenger RNA from Nerophis lumbriciformis (worm pipefish), 2565 nucleotides. RefSeq lists its product as uncharacterized. The record is from RefSeq and is a predicted model, not a curated record. Gene Ontology annotation, molecular function: protein binding. NCBI's taxonomy places the organism in Eukaryota, Metazoa, Chordata, Actinopteri, Syngnathiformes, Syngnathidae.
UCCAUGCAGCUGCAGCAGCAACACGUGAAGAGCUAAGACCUGACCAGAGCCCAUAGAUGGCCGUUGUGCUACCCGUGCCUUGGAGACGAGCCACAGAAGCAACCAAUAAGCAGAAGGCGAAGAUAUUUCCUUGGCUAAUCUGAAAAAAAUGGGGUCUAUGUUCUUCCAUCACAUCCACCUAUUCAUCGUCUUGCUCCACCAGGCCCACGGCGGUGCGUUCUACAGAAGCAAGACAGCUCCUCAGCAACACCAGCCUCAGUACAAUGAUGGCCAUCCUCAACAGCCCUUUUUAGGGAAUGAGAUGCCAUUACUGGGUCAGUACGGACAGGAGCUCCCUCAGCUUCCGUUUCAGUUGGGGAAAGAGCGACUGCUGACUGAAGGCAAAGGACAAACAUUCCCCAGAGGAGCCAAAGGCCCACCUCACCCUGGUUCUAAAGGACAAGAUGUCCGAGUUGGAUCGCAGGGAAUUCAGGGCCCAACGGGACCACCGGGACCUCAAGGGCCACCAGGUCUGCCAGGCCAGGGAUUGCAAGGCGUGCCAGGAAAGGCAGGCCCUCCCGGUCCUCAGGGCUACCAAGGAAUUGGAAAACCGGGAAUGCCCGGAUUGCCUGGGAAACCGGGAGGACCUGGAUUUACCGGGCCACGGGGUGAUUCAGGACCAAGUGGGGGUGAAGGGUCAAUUGGACUUCCUGGUCCUCCAGGACUUCCGGGUCCACCUGGCCUCCCCGGGAUUUUGAAGGCAGGAGGACAGGGCCUGCCAGGACAACAAGGUCCUCAAGGUGAGCCAGGUCAAAGAGGCCUGCCCGGGUUUAAUGGCCCACCAGGCCCCAGGGGAGACAAAGGACUUGGUAUACCCGGUUUACCCGGAUUGAAAGGAUCUAUUGGACCACCAGGGCCACCUGGACAUGCUGGCAUCUCUGGAAUUGGAAAACCUGGCAUAAAUGGUCUCCCCGGGCAGCCAGGAAUAUCAGGAAAACCUGGUCUUCGUGGGGAACCUGGGCCUUACGGACCACCUGGUGAGAGAGGACAACCAGGUCUUCCUGGUAUAUCAGGACUUGGAAAACCAGGGCAGGAUGGCUUUAAAGGGCAACCAGGGAUUCCUGGUGGAAAAGGUGAACAUGGUUCUCCAGGAUUACAAGGAAGUCCAGGUGUGCCUGGUUAUGGCAAACCGGGCUUUCCAGGACCCAAAGGUCACAAGGGACACAGCGGGAUCCCUGGAUCUCCAGGCCCAAAAGGAGAUAAGGGUCAUGAAGGUUUUCCAGGUAUUAAUGGUCCUACUGGUUCCAGUGGUAUACCUGGCCCACCAGGCCCAAUAGGGCCCGCAGGUAGCAUUGGCUUCCCAGGGCAAAAGGGAGAAUAUGGUGAUGGUGGGCCGAUAGGAAAACCAGGAUUAAAAGGAGAUGUAGGCCCUACAGGCCUUACGGGACAGUCAGGUUUGACAGGCAAGGCAGGACAACCAGGACUGAGAGGGCUUCAAGGACCAACUGGCCCCAAGGGGGAGCCUGGCAAUAAGGGGUUAUUUGGUGCCCCUGGUACUUUAGGAUUAACUGGGCCAAGAGGGGAGAGUGGUCAACAUGGUGAUGAAGGCCAAAAGGGACCACAGGGGAUUCCAGGACUUACAGGACCAGGUGGACCAAUUGGACCUCCUGGGCUUCCUGGUCAAAAAGGGGAAACAGGUCCUCCUGGGAUACCUGGCUAUCCCGGGGCUGGAAUACCUGGACCUGCUGGUGAGGUUGGUCCAAAAGGUAACUCUGGCCCGGGUGGGACUCCCGGACUUCCUGGACAACCAGGACAACCUGGACCCCCUGGUCCUCCAGGUAGCCCUGCUGUAUAUCCUGACCUUGGACAGACCCUGCCAGUUUCAGGUCCAUAUAAUGGCCAGAAACAAGGGUACAAGAAGCAAAACGGCGUCUACAUGGGUAGUAAUGCUUUGGAAAUGCCGGCUUUCACAGCAAAGCUCACUGAUCCGUUUCCUCCUGUCGGUUCCCCUGUUAUUUUUGACAAAGUGCUACACAACGGAAAUCAGGACUACAAUCCCCAAAAUGGCAUUUUUACCUGUAGCGUACCAGGAAUUUACUACUUUGCUUACCAUGUCCACUGUAAAGGGAAUAACGUGUGGGUGGCGCUGACGAAGAACAACAAGCCCGUCAUGUACACGUAUGACGAGUGCGGCAAGGGCUUGCUGGAUCAGGCAUCAGGUGGCUCUGUGCUCCCGCUACAGCAGGCCGACACGGUCCACAUCCUGCUCCCGUCCGACCAGGCAGCAGGACUUUAUGCUAGUCAGUAUGUCCACUCCACCUUUUCUGGGUACUUAUUGUACCCAAACUAAGUACUUAGAUAUGCAUUUAUGAAAGCCAGAAGUGUGGAAAUGUACACCUCAAGUGUAACAACAGCAAUGAACCAUGACUGAUAUUGCAUUAAAAUCAUUACGUCUGUAUGCGCACAUGAACACUUUUCUAUAAAGUUUUUUUUUUUUUAACCCUUGUGUGGUGUUCGGGUCUGUGGGACCCGUUUUCAUUUUUUAUUAAAAGAAAAAUGAUACAAUUAAUUAAUUUUUCAAACUGA